Oryzias latipes (Japanese medaka) is the source of this 2811-nucleotide messenger RNA. RefSeq lists its product as uncharacterized. Gene Ontology annotation, cellular component: nucleus; nucleoplasm. Gene Ontology annotation, biological process: regulation of cytokine production; negative regulation of transcription by RNA polymerase II; regulation of immune system process. Gene Ontology annotation, molecular function: DNA-binding transcription repressor activity, RNA polymerase II-specific; RNA polymerase II cis-regulatory region sequence-specific DNA binding. NCBI's taxonomy places the organism in Eukaryota, Metazoa, Chordata, Actinopteri, Beloniformes, Adrianichthyidae. The record is from RefSeq and is a predicted model, not a curated record.
GUUCCAACAGUGACCCGGAAGUAAGGAGCACGAGGCGCUAGCAGCUUUAGCUUGUUAGAAGGCUAGUAGCGCUAGCUUGUAUCAAGACGACGGUGGGAAGUUUUGUUGGGAAGUUUGUGAGGUUUUUGGACAGAAAUGACGAUACGUGGUUCGUGUGGGAACUCUCAGCAUUUUCCAAAGUCUCGUAAAUGAGUGAAGAAGUGUUGAACCAAAAGACAACGUGGAUUGCUGUGAUUGAGACUAGCAGCUGAUCGGAGCUGCAGUGAAGAGGACCGCGGUGUUUGUGGGAGUUGGAGCUGAAGAUCGGAGCAGGAACCAUGUCUUCCCUUCAGUCUCUGAGAGAGUUGAUCAGCGAGCGACUAGCUGCUGCUGCUGAAGAAAUCUUCAGACUCUGUGAAGGAACCAUCGUCCAGUACGAGCAGGAGCUCUGUCGUCAGCGCAGACUGCUGGACAUAGCGUGGAAACCACAGCUUCAGCUUCACUCUAUAGCCCUCCCCCAGCAUUGGAUGACAGAAGAGGAAGAUCUCUGCAACCAGCAGAGGAACUUGAGCGUGGAGCAGGAGGAACCAGAACAGAUUAGAGUGGAACUGCAUGAUCCAGAACCUCCACAGAUCAAAGAGGAACCAGAUGAACCAGAACCAGAAGAAUUCUUCAUCAUUCAGGAUGAAGGUCAGCUGGAUCUGAAGCAGGAGACUGAUACCUUGAUGGAGAUUCCUACUUAUGAGGAGGAUAAGAACAGUGAAGCAGAUCUAAACAACCAGCAGAGCUUUAAUGUAACUGAUGGUGAGUGUGAAGAAGGAAGCCAACAAGAAGUAAACCAAGAUGAAGAUUCAACAUCAACUACAGAUGAAGAGACAGACACACAAAACAGAGAUCAGAGGAAGAGAAGAGUCCAAAGUGUGGAGAGCUCUCACAUGUCAGAAGUCCUCCCCAAGCAUUGGGUGAUUAAAGAGGAGGAUCUCUGCAACCUGCAAAGGAACUUCAGAGUGGAACAGGAUGAUCGAGAACCUCCACAUUAUGAAGAGCAGGAGGAACCAGAACCUCUACAUUAUAAAGAGGAGCCAGAGGAACAAGAACCUUCAGAGAUGAAAGAGGAGCCAGAGGAACAAGAACCUUCAGAGAUGAAAGAGGAGCCAGAGGAACCCUUCAUCGGUCAGUAUGAGGAGCUUGAUCUGAAGCAGGAGACUGAUACCUUAAUGGAGAUUCCUACUUAUGAGGAAGAGGAGGACAGUGAACUAACUGAUUGUCAGGAUGAAGAAGUAAACCAACACGAAGAAUCAACAUCAACUACAGAUGAAGAGACAGACCCACAGAACAGAGAUCAGAGGAAGAGAAGAGACAGAAGUCAUGUCCAAAGUGCGGACAGCUCUCACAUGUCAGAAAGUCAGUGUGACUUUGAUGUUAGAAUAAAUCCUAACAAAUCAGCCUUGGUUAAGAAACGUAAACGAUCUCCAAAAGAAGAGAGACUUUCCUCUAUCAGGUCUGGCAAAAACUCCAGAAUAACUAGUAAUCCGUCUGACUAUAUGGGAACUGGAUCUGAUGAAAAAUGUUAUAUCUGCAAAGAAUGUGGUAAAAGCUUUUGUAACAUAUCUCUGUUCGAAAUACACAUAAGAAUCCAUGCAGAAGAUAAGCGAUUUCCUUGUACAGAAUGUGAAAAAAGUUUUACUCGGAAAUCUAAUCUCAAAACACACAUGAGAACUCACACAGGCGAGAAGCCCUUCACUUGUAAAGAAUGUAAUACAAGUUUUAAUCAAAUAUCUGGUCUUAGAAUACACAUGAGAACUCACACACGAGAACAGCCUUUUUCAUGUGAAGAAUGUAAAAAAAGCUUUAAUCAAAUAUCUAAUCUCAUAACACACAUGAGAACACACACAGGAGAAAGGCCUUUUACUUGUAAAGAAUGCAACAAAAGUUUUAAUCAAAUAUCUAAUCUCCAAAAACACAUGAGAACUCACACAGGAGAAAAGCCCUUUUCUUGUAAAGAAUGUAAAAGAAGUUUUAAUCAAAUAUCUAAUCUUCAAAAACACAUGAUAACCCACACAGGAGAAAAGCCCUUUUCUUGUGAAAAAUGUAAAAGAAGUUUUAAUCAAAUAUCUAAUCUCCAAAAACACAUGAGAACCCACACAGAUGAAAAGCCCUUUUCUUGUGAAAAAUGUAAUAAAUCUUUUAAUCAAAUAUCAAAUCUCAAAACACACAUGAGAACUCACACAGGAGAAAAGCCUUUCUUUUGUAAAGAAUGUAACAAAAGUUUUAAUCAAAUAUCCAAUCUCCAAAAACACAUGAGCACUCACAAAGGAGAGAAGCCUUCAAAAAUGUGAAUAAUUUAAAACACGUUUUUGAAGUUUAAAAACUCCAGGGGUCAACCCCCAAUGUUCUAAUGAACUCCAAAGCAACCUGAAGUUGCCACAUUGAUAGAGUAACUUUAUUAGAGGAAGGCACAUUAUUGAUUAUUGAAUGUGCAGAAAUUCUUUUUUUUUCUUUUUAAGACUUUGAAUGAUUUGAUAUUGUAGCGCAGUUUGGCCCUUUUUAUAUUUGAGACAAAACCUUUGAAGAUACGCAAAUGUUUAAUGGUGUGUUUAGUACAAUUUUAGUGGGAAUUGGGUAAACUAAGAGCCAUUUUAAGUUGCAUUUAAUAUUUUUUUGAUUUAUUAAUGUAGAAUCUUCUGUAUGAUGCUGCUCAGUUUGUUAUUGUCAGUGUUGUACUAAAGCAAAACAGCUACAAGGUUGCGGCUGAGCAUUACUGGAGGGCUGGAUAUUUGUGAACCUGAGUGCUUCUGGAAACAAAAUAAAUACCUGCUUUGUUCUACCUGG